Bipolaris maydis ATCC 48331 is the source of this 656-nucleotide messenger RNA. NCBI's taxonomy places the organism in Eukaryota, Fungi, Ascomycota, Dothideomycetes, Pleosporales, Pleosporaceae. The record is from RefSeq and is a predicted model, not a curated record.
AUGGCGCCUGGAGAACGCUCUGAAGAGGUGUGGCUGUGGUACACGGCCGUGUACGAGGCGAUUCAGGAGAUACCGUAUGGCAAGGUCACCAGCUACGGACACAUUGCCCGGCUGGUGGGCGUGUGUCUCAAGAACCUGCCUUCGCCAUCGCCAUCGGGCGACAGCAGCAGGACGAAGCCUAGGUUUCAUAGCGGCAACGUGCCUUGGCAGCGCGUGAUCAACGCCAAAGGCGGCAUCAGCCCGAGAGGACCAAGUGCGGCGGCGCACCAAGCAGAUGCUCUACGGAGGGAGGGUGUAGAGGUGAGGCAGGAUGGCAUGGGGCAGUACACGGUGGAGCUGGAUGAGUACGGGUGGUUCCCGGACAUGCUCCCGAGCGAGGCAGAGCAGAUCGAGGGCAGCGACAUGGACGAAGACAAGGACGAGGACGAGGCCGCGUACCAUACUUGAGGCAUAUGCGUGAGAAGCUUUGUGAGGGGGGGGACUUGGAUACAUGGCGUAGUUAGAGCAACCAACCAGGGUCUUGUUACAGCGGUGGUGCAUUGCCGUUGGGCGAACAAAGUAUGCAUUGCCUAGCACGUUGGAGUUGGCAGCUUGCUGAUGGCCGGCGGCUACCCCAAAGUCGUGGGUGGCUAGUAUGGGGUAAGUACAUGGCCGUG